Molecule: messenger RNA, 396 nt
Organism: Rotaria sordida
Lineage: Eukaryota; Metazoa; Rotifera; Eurotatoria; Philodinida; Philodinidae
Source: the annotation of a GenBank genome assembly
AUGUUUAUCAUCAUUAAUACACCUAUUCAAGAUUUUCAACAAAUAAUUAAACUUCAUUUUGGUCAAUUAAUUAAACUAGAAUUAAAACAACAAAUAUCAUCAAUAAAUAAUCAUUAUCAAAGAGGAUCAUUAUUAUCGAGAAUAAAUGGUGAUUCAGUCUCAUUAUCAUCAGAUGUUGGUAGUACUGGUAUAGGAGAAAGAUCAUCAAGUGAAAGAAUAUUAUCAAAUGGUCUAUUACCAUCAGGUACAAAUCGUCAAGAUUAUUUUGUAACAAAUGAUCUUGAAUCAGUUGUGGAAAAUCUUCGUGCACUUGAAUCAAUAUUUGCUUAUUCAUUAUCAACUAUUCAUCCAAAUGUACAAAGAAAUUUAGAAGAAAUUCUUCAAAUGAAUCAAUAA